CGUAGCCUGUCAGCGUUGGAUGAUUUCCACAUCAUAGCGACUGACGCGCGCUCUGUGGAUAUUGCUUACAGAUCUACGCGUGAACUUACCCUGCCUUACCUUGAGAUUCGGUGAUCUUUCAGCGCUUACACAAUCGACAACCUUUGAAUUGAAAGCGAUAUGUAAACAACAAGUACAGAUCAUUUCACGCACAUUCUGAUCUUCAUAAGACAUACAGUGAAUCGCUGCUGUUUUUAAAGAUCGCUCGAUCGUGACCGAUGCAGCAGCAACAGCGACUGCGUGUUGAAGUUUGGCUUUGUGAAUCGGUUUGCCUUCCUGGAUGGACUAAGGCACAGUCACUGAAACAUUUUUACAUGAGGAUUUAAAUGAGCUGAGGAUGGCGGAUAUUAGGACGUAUAAUGUUGUUAUUUUGGGAAUAGGAUUUUUGCUCAUUUUUACAGCCUUCACCACCUGCGGUAAUAUCGAGCAAACAGUGGUGAAAAGCUUGAAUAGCACUAACUUUACUGGGAGUGGCUAUCACAGCCUUGGAAUAAUAUAUGGAGUUUUUUCAUUCUGCAAUGUGUUAGCUCCCACUAUCGUUGCAAUAAUCGGACCACAGUUUGCAAUGUUCUUGAGUGGAGUUCUUUAUAGUGGUUAUAUAGCUGUAUUCAUCAUUCCAUCCACAUGGUCCUUUUAUUUCACAUCCGUGAUAAUUGGCAUUGGAGCAGCCAUGCUUUGGACAGCUCAAGGGCACUUUCUAGUGGAGAACUCUGAUGCUUCCACCAUCAACAGGAACACAGGAUUGUUUUGGGCUUUACUGCAGUGCAGUAUGUUGUUUGGAAAUCUAUACGUUUAUUUUGAUUGGAAAGGAAAAACUGAAAUUUCAGAUAGAGACAGAAAGAUUAUGUUUAUUGCUCUGCUGGUUAUCUCAGCACUCGGGACACUGAGUUUUCUUGCAUUGAGGAAGGUCUGUCAGCAGGAAGAGCUUCUCUCUGAAGAGGAGGGCCAUUCUCUGUUAUCAACGAGAUUGAAGUAUAAACAAAGAGCAACAUCUGCUGUGACGGAAGCUAAAACGGAGUUUAAGACGAUUUUGGCAAUCUUCAAAACAAAAACCAUAUUGUUAUUAAGUUUCUGCAUGGCAUACAGUGGUUUGGAGCUGUCAUUUUACAGUGGCGUUUAUGGCACCUGCAUCGGAGCUACGACACACUUUGGCGAUGCAGCAAAAGGCUUAAUCGGCAUUUCAGGCAUUGUGGUGGGAAUCGGAGAAAUAGUUGGGGGAGGAUUGUUUGGCCUUGUAUUGAAGAACAACCGUUUCAGGCGCACUUCAGUUGUCUUUUUAGGGAUGGUUGUGCAUUUUGUGGCCUUCUACUUGAUAUUCCUCAACAUACCAGAUGAUGCACCUGUGGUUUUCCAAACAAGCUCACAGCAUAAGCCAUAUCUGCUACCAAGCGUGUCCAUCGCCCUGCUGUGCAGCUUCCUGCUGGGUCUUGGGGACAGCUGUUUCAACACUCAGCUCUACAGCAUUCUGGGCCGGGCGUUUGCUGAGCAGAGCGCACCAGCCUUUGCUAUAUUCAAAUUCAUACAGUCUAUUUUUGCAGCUGUGGCGUUCUUCUACAGUGGUUAUAUUCUGCUGACCUGGCAGCUCCUCGUGAUGGUCGUCAUGGGAUUUACGGGAACACUGUGUUUUUUCAUGGUGGAGAGGAUGCAGAAUAUGUCAGCUGACACGCAGGAGUAUUAGGUUGGAGUCUUUCUCAGGACACAUUUCAGUAAAUUUGAUGCAACAAAAAGUCACUACACGUGACUUGUGCGAAAGUGCCUUUGUUUUUGUUGGACUUUGGGACCUUAAUAUACAAAUGGGAUUACAAUGGUUAUUAUUUUUUUUAUUUACAUUCUACGAUAGAAAAUUGCUAGUUGGAGCUGCAUUACAAUUUUCCAUCUUUAUUGGAAUUGUUUUACGUUAAAUUUGAUAUAUCAAAUGAUAUUACAUAUAUUAAAGCUGCACUUGGUUUAGAUAUGCUUAUGUUGUGUUGGCUGACGUGGCAGUCAUCUUAUACUGACACCUAACGACAUAGUUACAGCAUCAUGCAAAAGCGAAAGUGGAAUUCCCCUUGUCUUAUUUAUUCCAUGAGCGAAAGUGUCAGAUAACAGCUGGGUUAGCAAGAUAAAACUAGUAUUUAGCUGGUCAUGUGAUUUCAUAUCUGCCCCCAUGACUGGACCGGCUCCAUGUAAAAUAUAACAGCUUUUAUUAUGCUACUGAUAUGACUGGCGCCUUAUUCUCGUGUUAGAUUUUAAAUGGAUUUUAUGAAGUAUUAUCCAUCUCUUUAUAUGUAUUAUGUGCUUAACAAAUACACAAUGAGGAAAAAAUACUAAGUGCACCUUGUGUAAAAUAAUGUUGGUGACAAUCAGAUGAUGGCUCAGUAAUUAACCUCUAAACUGAAAUAUAUGUACACCACUAUACACCACACAACUCCUGCUCAAAAAUUUGGAAUCAUUAAGGUGUUUUAUAUUUUUGAAAGAAGUCUCUUAUACAUAUACAGUAUAUAUAUGUAUAAGAAACUGAAUUGUCUACACACAGUGGAGCUAUAUCAUUUCAGCUGAGAAAGCAUUUCUCUCAGGGUCCUGCUGGAUAAUUGUAAGAUUUUUAUAGGAUCUUUAACUCUCAAAGGCUAAUGGCAUGCCAGUUCACUUUCAGAUUUCUUUUCUAAAAGGAUACUUUAUACUGUAUACACUCUGUGUUCUCGAUUGUGAACCAUUUUAAAGUUGUUAAAACCCUACCAGUUAAACUGGUUCAGAUACUGAAAGUAUUAGACAGCCAGACAGUGAUGUCAUGAGGACUCUGUCACAAGACCGGUUUAAAUAAUGUUUACACAAAGGUCGUCUUCAUGACAAAUGUCUUGAAGACACAAGUCUUUUAGGCUUUAUAACAUGUGGUCAUACAUCACAAAAGUGCUGUUUGUUGUAAACCAAUGUGUAAAUAAAUGCUGUUUAGUAAAUCUGACUUUUUUAAGAUUGUUUCCUAUAAUAAAGAAAAAUAAUUAUUAUCGAAGCAAGUUUUACAUUACAUUUUACAUUGCAUAAAAUGUGCUGAACAUUACACAAAUAUCUUAUGAAUAAUACAUAAUGCAUUUUGUAUGUUUUAAUGUGUAAUUUCGAUUUGUACCACACCCCUGCUACACACUAGCUACAUUUCAUUAGAUUGCAGUUAUGCAAUAAUUUAUGUGUCAUAUUGUAAAUAUUUGUUUUUAGAUUUAAUCCUCUUUGUGACACCAUUUGAUUUUUGCAUUUGUAAUUGACAGUCAAUAUGAAAUGUUAUAACCUACUGGGUUUGAUUUGAUGUUUUAAUGCAUUUCAAUAAAGAAUUAUUAUUAUUGUUAUUA
Molecule: messenger RNA, 3356 nt
Organism: Cyprinus carpio (common carp)
Lineage: Eukaryota; Metazoa; Chordata; Actinopteri; Cypriniformes; Cyprinidae
Product: UNC93-like protein MFSD11
Source: RefSeq, a predicted model, not a curated record